UAUAUCUUACCUUUUCUACAACUAUUUUUGGUCUGUUCAAUAACUUUACAAUCAAUUCUCAUCCUUUAGAUGGCCUACUUUCUGAGGCAUGAGAGUAGACCUUAAGAGCUACUGCCUGUUGUAUUUAUUAGUGGAUUUUGUUCUUUUCUCUUGAUAACUAAGUGAUUUGGGUUAGUUAAUCCAAGCUUUAUUGAUAUUUUUAGAGUUUAGAGUUAGAAAAACAAACUAUUUAUUGGUAAAUGUAACUGUUACAACUUUAAUAUGAUAAAAACAUAGAUGAAACUAGGGCAUCGGGAUAACAAAUGGGGAUAAUCCUAAACUUCAAGCUCUUCUAUGGUGUUUAUUUGAAGUAUUCCGGCGCGGUUGAGCUUGGGACUUCCAUAAUGGAGGUCUCAAAGUUCGAAAUCCUUUGCCAGCAAAAGCAAGGGGUUUGCCUUCUGGGUCGAGCUCGUCGCCUGGUGCGGGUACCUCUCCUGUGUGGUUUGCGAGCUAUUGCAUAGGAGCAGAGUUUCUAUCUUGUGCGCAUCCAAAGGAUAGCGACUGCGGGUUUUCCUUAUCAUAAAAUAAAUGAAUAAUGAACUUGCAAAAAAAAAGUACAAAUAAAUUCUUCAAAAAAUAAAACACAUAUAUAAAUAUAGAAAAUGCAGUUUUUCUAUAUAAAGGUUGCUUCCUAGACGGCCCGACUGCAAGGAAUGAAGAGAUCUUUGCCGGUACCGACUUGGAUCAUAAGGCGGCCAAGAGUAGACCAUUAUUGACACUAAACAUAUAAAGGAUAGAGGGAAAGAAUUUGGCAUAUGAGCAAUUAAUUUAAUGCAAUGAAGUAAAUUGCAAAACGUAACAUAUGAUAAACAUGGCAAAAGAAAACUCAAGCAUAAAAGGCUGUUAAAGUAGAGGAUAUAAUCAUGGAGCUACAAAUCUAAAAUCUAAGGAAACAAAAAAUGGGAAAUAGGAACGGGAUUAAACAUGGAAUGAGUAAAUAAAUAAAUAAAAAAAUAAAGCCACACACACAAAGAAAAAGACGAUCCCACACAAAACACGGUAUGGUUAAAGCCUAUAUUCCCUAGCAGAUUCUCCAUGUCGCUUAGGUCAGUUUUUCAACGGGAUUCAACAGUACUCAUGGUAAUUUUUUACUCCUUUGUUUGGUAGCGUUUCCAGCCUACUUUAUUAGUUAUAGUUAUACACCUACUCAAUAUUAUAUGGUAUAUAACUUUUUCUUGAUAAUGGUAUAGUUGUAUUCAUCAACAUUAACUACAUGCUGAAGACCUCCAAAAAUUGAGUUGGAUCAUUUCAAACAACAAUAAACAUGUACUUGAUUACAUGUUUCCCAUAAAGUAUUAUUUGUGCAUUCUAUUCUAUGCCUUCUUCACACCAACAAUUAAAGUUUGUCAUACACAACAAUUGACCUUCUCAAAAGGGUUAGCCUUGUUUUCAAAGCCCCUAUUGUUUCUCUCCUUCCAUAUGGACCACUAUAUACAUGAUGGUCUUAUACUCCAUUUUUUUCUGAGUUUUACUUCCCUUGUCUAAUUCAACAACUGUGUAACUCUGUUGUGUUUAACUAAUGUAUAACAAAUUAUGAUACUACCAAUACAACAAUUUGAGGUCUUUAUUAGUUUAUUAAAUGGAUGAGCAUGGCUAAAGGCAAAAUUGUCAUUAAUACACCAAAUCAAAUAGUGGAUAAGAAAAUAUCAUAGAAAAACUAAUUCCAACAUUACUAAUACAUUCUAUCCAGUAUUAUUCUUAUGCACUCUACCAAAUAACCCCUUAAUGAGAUGAUCUAUGUUUUAGACUACUAGUUUCAAAAGCAUUUCUUGCUUAAACUCCGUCCCCGAUGGAGUAACACAAUAAGAUGGAUGCAAAUGAUUCAUAUAAGUGAUUUGCCGACUAGUUUUGAUCAAUUGUUGUUGCACUUAAACUCAUUCUGGUGUUUGCCGAGAGUCAUUUUGGUGUAUUAGAAACAUUGUAUGUUAUUCUAUGUAAGUGUUAGAUUUUGAGAGCCUUUACUUUGAGACACCCUAUUAUCUCUUGGAAGACAUCUUACUUUAUUGUUGGGAUCAAAUCAGAUGGAAUAAAGUGGACUAGCAGUAUAGCAGAUCUAACCAGUUUGGUUUGAGUUGUAGUUUUUUGAUUGACUGUAUUGUGUUUGCUUUUAUUGCCAAGGGAGAGUGUCUUCGAUUUUUUGUAUGAAGCAUUGAUUCGGUACUCUCCCUUUUGCAGUAUAUUGGCUGCUUAUAACUGUUGAAUCGAGAGAUGCAAGCUGAUGUAUUAAGAGUUAGUUAACUAUCAUCAAGUCUGUUAGAAGUUAGUUAGAGGGAAAAUAAGUCAUUUAAUGUGUAAAGAUGAGCAUGCCUAAUGUGUGAACAAAGUCUAUAAAUAGGGCAGUUCACUAUCUCAAUAUAACAGUGAAAACAGAUGAAAUAAAAUUACAGUUAGUUUUCUCUCUUCUUCAGUUAGCUUUCUUCAGUAGUAGCUUCUAGAACAGCUUCAGUUAUGGAGUUUUACCAUGGUGUCAGAGCUUCGAUCAGCUCACUGAGAUUCAGACUGUGGUCGAGGACAGAACUUCGAUCCAACAAAAUUCAGUGAAUCGAGAAGAGCUAGCUUAGAAGUAGUUUAUCAAUGGUGAUAGAAGAAGGAUCUGGAACUUCAGCUCCAAUCGGAUCAACUGGUUCUGGUAGAAUGGAUAUCGAUCACAAUCAUCCCUUAUUUCUUCAUCCAAAUGACACUCCAGGUAGUUCGCUAAUCUCUCUGCAGUUAAUUGGAUUUGAGAACUAUGCUCUGUGGAGUAGAUCUAUGACUCUAGGUUUACUAGGAAAAAGUAAAUUAGGAUUCGUUAAUGGUCGGUACACCAAAGAUUAAUUCGAUGCAUCACUACAUGAACAGUGGGAGAAAGUUAAGGCAGUAGUCCUGUCAUGGAUCAUGAAUGCUGUUAAGAAGGAACUGUUAAGUAGUAUCAUUUAUGCAUCAAAUGCUCACAAAGUUUGGUUGGACUUAAAGGAGAGGUUUGACACUGUAAAUGCAGCUAGAGUUAUCUACUUGCAUAGAGAAAUUGUUAUUCUUACUAAAGGACUAUGUCUCUUUCUGAUUGCUUUUUGAGAAUGAGAACACUUUGGGAUGAGUUCAAUGCAAUUAUGCCCUGUCCAGGAUGUCAUUGUCCUGAGUCGAGAAGCUACUCUCAUCAUCAUGAGUACUAAAGACUUUUAAGGUUUCGAACGGGACUCAAUGAGACAUUUAAUCAGUGUAGGAGCCAAAUACUGAUGAUGACUCCCACUCCUACACUAAAUAGAGCAUAUUCCUUGAUCAAUGAUCAUGAAAGUCGAAGAGCAUUAACCAACUCACAUGUGAAGUCAGUCACUGAUGGGUUAGAAGGAGCAGUAUUUUUUAGUAACAAAGGAGGUUCUAAUCUGAGAGGAAACUAUGGGAAAGCUGUUGUCAUUGGAGGCAGUACUAGUCAUGAUGGAGCAGGUACUAGUCAUGGUGGAGGCAAUAUUUACUCUGCCAGUCAUGGUGGAGGUAGCAUAAACUCUGGACACACUAAUUUUGGUGGUAACUACUUCAAUAGACAGCCCUCUAACAACACUGUCAGACCACCAUGGAAACACACACUUGUGUGUGAAUUCUGCAGUUACAAUGGGCACACAAAAGAGAACUGUUAUAAGCUGAUUGGAUACCCUCCAGACUGGCCUAAGUCUAAGAAGAAAGUGGGAGGACAGUUUGCUUAGCAAGUGAUCAAUUGUGAAGAGCUGGAUUAUGAUAUGAAUUUUUCUAAGCCUAGCUUCAGUCCAGGAAGCUCAUCUCAUGCAAGUACCUCACAACAACAAUAGCAACAACCACUCCCUCCUCAUUUCACUCAGGAGCAGUACCAAAAAAUUUGUUGAUGUUAGGUAAAGGUAAUGAGGAGACAGACACCACUCAAACGGCAAAUGCAGGAUCUCUCCACUAGCAUGGUGAAGGGGAUUGGUAGGGAAGAUCAUGGAUUAUACAUUCUCCAGAGCAGCACUAUUUCUCAAACACCGCAACCUUCACUUUCACACAACCAGAGUGUCAACACUGCUCAACAUUUAUCAAAGUCUAGCAUUCUCUGGCAUAAGAGAAUGGGACAUGCACCUCUAGAAGUCAUCAAGAAACAUGCAAGUCUCAGACAUCUCAAAUCUAUAAGUCAUAUAUGUCUUGUAUGUCCUUUGGCAAAACACACAAAACUUCCUUUUUCUUUGAGUUGUUCUAGGUCUAAGUCUGCAUUUGAAUUGUUACAUUGUGACAUUUGGGGUCCCUAUAGAGUUCCAACUCAUGAUAGCAAGAGGUUUUUUGUCACAGUAGUAGAUGAUUUUACUAGGUUUACCUGGCUGUUUCUAAUAGAGUCUAAAACUGAAGACAUUGUUGUACUCAGAAAGUUUCUUACAGAAAUAAACAAUGUAUUCUCUACUUCUGUUGAAGUGUUGAGAACAGACAAUGGCUUGUGAAUUUUUCAGUCAUGAGUUUAAAUCUUUGUUGUCUCACCUUGGCAUAGUUCAUCAAAGUUCCUGUGUCUACACUUCACAACAAAAUGGAGUUGUAGAAAGAAAACAUAGAACCAUUUUAGGUAUAGCUAGAUCACUCAGAUUUCAAGCUUCCCUUCUCUUACAGUUCUGGGGAGAAUGUGUCACCACUGCAGUCUAUCUUCUCAAUAGAAUUCCAUCCAAACUUCUACAUUUUCAGUCUCCUUAUGAACUCUUAUAUCAUCAACCCCCCUCAUUAUCUCAUAUCAGAGUCUUUGGCUGCCUCACCUAUGCCUCUACUACCAAAUCCUCUGACAAAUUUGCUGCUAGAGCCAUUCCUGCUAUGUUUAUGGGCUAUGCCUUAACUCAGAAGGGCUAUCAAUUGUAUGACCUCUACUCCUGAACUUUUUUCACCAGUAUGAAUGUAGUGUUUCAAGAGUCAGUUUUCCCUUUCACUAAUGUUAAGUCAGUUGACACUCCUCUAUUUCUAGUUCUGGAUAUUCCUAUUCUUGAGGCCAACAUUCAGUCAAUUAUUCUAGAGGUUCCUCAAUCUUCUAAUUCCCAAGCUACUCAACCUGAACCUGAACCUGAACCUGAACUUGAACUUGUUCCUAACCCUGCUGUUGAACUUCGAAAAUCAGUCAGAACCAAACAUCCUCCUGCCUGGAUGAAUGACUUCAUUUUAUCCAACGCCUGUUCUUAUCCAUUGUCUUCCUAUGUGUCCUACUCUCACCUCUCUCAAUCUUUUCGACAUGCGCUAUCAGUUUUUUCUUCCAUUCAAGAACCUACCUCUUUUAAUCAAGCUGUCCAAGACCCCUCCUGGAUUUUUGCUAUGAAACUUGAGAUUGCUGCGCUUGAGGAUAAUAAUACUUGGUCCAUUGUAGACCUCCCAGCUGGUAAAACUCCUAUUGGUUGUAAAUGGAUUUAUAAGGUGAAGUAUAAAGCCUCAGAGGAAGUGGAAAGGUAUAAAGCACGUUUGGUGGAAAAAGGGUUCAGUCAACAGGCUGGGUUGGAUUAUUCUGAAACUUUCUCCCCUGUGGAAAAAAUGGUCACUGUAAGGUCUCUAAUUGCUCUUGCAGCCUCCAAUCAGUGGUGCAUUUAUCAGAUGGAUGUUCACAAUGCCUUUCUCAAUGGUGAUCUCAUUGAGGAAGUAUAUAUGCAGAUUCCUGAAGGGUUUGUUAGACAGGGGGAGUCUAAGAAGGUCUGCAAACUUCACAAGUCAUUGUUCGGACUAAAACAAGCUCCAAGACAAUGGAAUAAAAAAUUGACUGAUGCUCUUGUCCAGAUGGGAUUCACUCAAAGCCAUUAUGAUUAUUCAUUAUUCACAAAAAGACAGAAGGGAAAUUGGUGUACAUUCUUGUCUAUAUGGAUGAUCUUCUAGUUACUGGGAACAAUCAGGAACUGAUAAAUCAAGUUAGAAAAGAUAUGCAAGAAAUGUUUAAAGUGAAGGAUCUUGGAGAACUUAAGUUUUUUCUGGGAAUAGAAAUUGCAAGGUCACAUGAGGGAAUAGUACUGUGUCAAAGAAAAUAUGCUUUAGAAUUAAUAUCAGAAGCAGGCUUAAGUGGAGCAAAGCCAGCCAACACUCCACUUGAAACCAAUCUGAAACUGACAUCUGUGGUAUAUGACAAAGCUAUACAGCAUGAGGCAGCAACUGGUGAUGAUGAACUAAAAGAUCCUGCUAUGUAUCAGAGACUAGUGGGAAGGUUACUAUACCUAACUAUGACCCGACCUGAUAUAGCAUUUGUAGUGCAAGUUCUCAGCCAAUAUAUGCACUGCCCUAAGAAGUCUCAUAUGGAUGCUGCACUUAGAGUAGUAAGAUACAUCAAAGGUACACCUGGUUUGGGGUUAUUCAUGCCUGCUAAGAACAGCAAUCAACUAUCAGCUUACUGUGACUCAGAUUGGGGUGCUUGUCUAGAAACGAGGAGGUCAGUCACAGGUUAUCUGGUGAAGUUUGGAGGAGCUAUGGUUUCAUGGAAAGCCAAGAAGCAAGAAACUGUGUCCAGAAGUUCAGCAGAAGCAGAAUUUAGGAGGAUGGCUGCAUGCACUGCAGAACUUACAUGGUUGACAGGGCCGUUCAAAGAGUUGGGAGUUCAUAUUCAACAACCUAUAGACUUGAAAUGUGAUAGCAAAGCUGCAAUUCAAAUUGCUGCUAAUCCUAUAUUUCAUGAGAGAACCAAGCACAUAGAUAUCGACUGCCAUUUUGUAAGAGAAAGAGUCAGUCAAGGCAUAAUUAGAACAGACCAUGUAUCUACAACAGAACAACUAGCAGAUAUACUCACAAAGGGGUCAGGAAGAGUUCAACAUGAAUACUUGAUAAGCAAGCUGGGACUAAGAGACAUAUUCAAGCCAUCAGCUUGAGGAGGAGUGUUGAAUCUAGAGAUGCAAUUUGAUGUAUUAAGAGUUAGUUAACUAUCAUCAAGUCUGUUAGAAGUUAGUUAGAGGGCAAGUAAGCCAUUUAAUGUGUAAAGAUGAACAUGCCUAAUGUGUGAACAAAGUCUAUAAAUAGGGCAGUUCACUAUCUCAAUAUAACAGUGAAAACAGAAGAAAUAAAAUUACAGUUAGUUCUCUCUUCUUCA
Molecule: messenger RNA, 7045 nt
Organism: Solanum lycopersicum (tomato)
Lineage: Eukaryota; Viridiplantae; Streptophyta; Magnoliopsida; Solanales; Solanaceae
Source: RefSeq, a predicted model, not a curated record